Messenger RNA from Diceros bicornis minor, 1808 nucleotides. It is a transcript of the gene CPNE3, whose product is annotated as copine 3. The record is from RefSeq and is a predicted model, not a curated record. NCBI's taxonomy places the organism in Eukaryota, Metazoa, Chordata, Mammalia, Perissodactyla, Rhinocerotidae. The transcript is spliced from 14 exons. The coding region runs from base 100 to 1449 and encodes 449 amino acids. Gene Ontology annotation, biological process: cellular response to calcium ion; ERBB2 signaling pathway. Gene Ontology annotation, molecular function: receptor tyrosine kinase binding; calcium-dependent phospholipid binding. Gene Ontology annotation, cellular component: plasma membrane.
GUUCCUGUGCGUCCGGCGGCGCUGCGACCCUGCGGGCUCUGCUGCCUGGCCUCCCUCCCUCCCCGCCCAGCGUCCGCCCUGAGACCCGGACCUCAAGAGAUGGCUGCCCAGUGCGUCACGAAGGUGGAGCUGAAUAUUUCCUGUGAUAAUCUCUUGGAUCUAGAUGUAGGGUCAAAGUCGGACCCUUUGUGUGUGUUAUUUUUGAAUACAAGCGGCCAGCAGUGGUAUGAGGUUGACCGCACAGAAAGGAUUAAGAAUUGCUUGAAUCCCAAAUUUUCCAAGACAUUUAUUAUUGAUUACUACUUUGAAGUGGUUCAGAAGUUGAAAUUUGGGAUUUAUGACAUCGACAACAAAACCAUUGAGCUGAGCGAUGAUGACUUCUUAGGAGAAUGUGAAUGUACCCUUGGACAAAUUGUUUCCAGUAAGAAGCUAACUCGACCAUUGGUGCUUAAAAAUGGCAGACCUGCGGGGAAAGGGAGCAUUACGAUUUCAGCUGAAGAAAUAAAGGAUAACAGAGUGGUCUUGUUUGAAAUGGAAGCAAGAAAACUGGAUAAUAAGGAUCUGUUUGGAAAGUCAGAUCCAUACCUGGAAUUCCACAAGCAGACAUCUGAUGGAAACUGGCUAAUGGUUCAUCGAACAGAGGUUAUUAAAAACAACUUGAAUCCUGUUUGGAGGCCUUUUAAAAUCUCUCUUAACUCCCUGUGCUAUGGAGAUAUGGACAAAACUAUUAAGGUAGAGUGCUAUGAUUAUGAUAAUGAUGGGUCACAUGAUCUCAUUGGAACAUUUCAAACUACCAUGACGAAACUGAAGGAAGCCUCCAGAAACUCGCCUAUUGAAUUUGAAUGCAUAAAUGAAAAAAAGAGGCAAAAGAAGAAAAACUACAAGAAUUCAGGUGUUAUCAGUGUGAAGCAGUGUGAGAUUACGGUGGAAUGUACAUUCCUUGACUAUAUCAUGGGAGGAUGUCAGCUGAAUUUUACUGUGGGAGUGGACUUCACUGGCUCCAAUGGUGACCCCAGGUCUCCUGACUCCCUGCAUUACAUCAGUCCCAAUGGUGUUAAUGAGUAUCUGACCGCCAUCUGGUCCGUGGGACAGGUCAUCCAGGAUUACGAUGCUGAUAAGAUGUUUCCGGCUUUUGGUUUUGGAGCCCAGAUCCCUCCUCAGUGGCAGGUUUCACAUGAAUUUCCGCUGAACUUUAAUCCAUCCAGUCCCUACUGUAAUGGCUCCGAGAGAAGCGCUGGCUCAAUGUGUCUUGGCCGAGGUCCCCCAGCAGGUGGUGGGCUACUUCAACGCCUACAAACUCCUCCCCCCCAAGAACCCGGCUGUGAAGUGAAGGGAGCGGGCGCCCGAGCAGAGUGCUUCUGUGCCGUGGGGAGCGGUGGCUUCCUCCCUCACCCGAAUCAUGAGUCUUUUCAUUUUACACACUUUUCACCCCCAGCAUUUAUCAUGUAAACCUAGUUCUCUAUGGAGUGUCUCUAUUUAAAGCAUUCUCUGUGUACUUUUUUUGGAGGAAAGUGCUAAGUUAAUCUUUGCUCAAUCAAUUCAGUGAGUGCUAGUGAUUUAUAGUCAUUUCAGUGAGGCUGUUUGGAUUAGAAUCUCGUGUGAGAAAAGCCGCUUUUGUCGUUGUCGCUGUUUACUGGCAUAUGAUGAAAAUGCUGUUUUUCGAUGUUUGUCAAUAGGAAGAAUGAAACAUUGUUGGGACGAUGCGAUUUACAGCUUGGUGCACUUGAUCUGUUCUAGGCAAUAGACGUUUUCCAAGCCAAUGUCCAUAUCUCAUGACAAGAGCUUCCUAAGUGCUGUGCUGUUGAAUG